CGGACUCUCUAUAAAUCCUCAUUCAUUCCACUCUCACCAGACUCUCAACUCAACCCCUCUCUCUCUCUACAUAUCUAUUUCACUCUCUCUCUAUAUUCCACAUCUAUAUAUCUAUAUCACUGGAAGCUCCUCACAGAUUUGCCAUUCCUCAGGUGAUUUAUUGUGAGUGGUUAUGCGCUACGACAAAAUGGAAGUUACAGGGGGCUAAAUUUGUCUAGUUCUAUGGCCUUGGCUGACAUUUGGGCAAUGUGCGGGGGAACAAACAAUUCAAGGAAAGUAGAAAUUGGAAUUACGUUAGGUAGAACAACAAAGAACAACCAAUUGAAGAGCAAAACGACUGGCAUGGGAUUUGAAUCCGAUUGGACAAGACAUAGAAAAUCAUCUGCAUUUACAGCUGAAGUGAUCCGUUCUGCAACAUCUUUCAUGCCUUGGUCUCGUAAAAUCCCUUUAACUGAAGGAUAUCAUGAAUUUGUUUAAUCAAGCAUUUAACGUUCAGUUUUCUUAAUAUUUGCUUUUGAGAGAAUUAUUUGAUCAACUAUGAGAGUUGUGUCAGUCUCUCAGCAUUUGUGUAGCUUUACAAUCUAGAAAAUGACUGAUCUUGCUUGCGGAAAGAAGAGACUUGCAGAAUCAAAUAUGUUUUUCACCAAUUCAGCUCAGCAAGAUGCUGCAACUCGUUCAAAAAGCAGUUCACUUUUAACUGCUCAGGCCACUCAUGAUUUUCACAGCCCCAUCUUACCUGGUCUGCCUGAUGAUGUGGCAAAGGAUUGCCUUGCUCUCGUCCCUCGUUCCGACUUCCCAGCUAUGGGUCGUGUCUGCAGGCCGUGGAGGUCAUUUAUGCAAAGCAAAGAAUUCAUCACUGUUCGGAGACUAGCUGGCUUGCUUGAGGAGUGGCUCUACGUCCUCACUAUGGAUGGUGAAGGAAAGGGUAGCCACUGGGAGGUUUUGGAUUGUCUGGGACAAAAACACCGAGACCUCCCUCCAAUGCCUGGCCCUGUCAAAGCUGGUUUUGGGGUGGUAGUUCUCAAUGGAAAGCUUCUUGUCAUGGGUGGCUAUUCAAUGAAAGAUGGAACUGGGAUUGCCUCGGGAGAUGUUUGCCAAUAUGAUUCUUGCCUCAACAGGUGGAGCAAGUUAGCAGACAUGAAUGUGGCUCGCUAUGAUUUUGCUUGUGCAGAAGUUAAUGGCAUGGUUUAUGCAGUUGGGGGCUAUGGGAUGGAUGGUGAGUCUCUCUCCAGUGCUGAGGUGUACAACUCUGAUGACAACACAUGGACCUUCAUUGAGAGUCUUCGCCGCCCAAGGUGGGGCUGCUUUGCCUGUGGGUUUGAGGGAAAGCUUUAUGUUAUGGGUGGGAGGUCAAGUUUCACAAUUGGAAACUCAAGAUUCGUUGAUGUGUAUAACCCCAAGAGGCACACUUGGGAUGAGAUGAAAAAUGGUUGUGUUAUGGUCACCGCUCAUGCUGUGUUGGGAAAGAAGCUAUUUUGUAUGGAGUGGAAGAAUCAGCGGAAACUAGCUAUUUUCAACCCGGAGGACAAUACGUGGAAAAUGGUACCCAUUCCUGUUACUGGAAGCUCGAGAAUUGGGUUCCGAUUUGGCAUAUUGGGUGAAAAGCUUUUAUUAUUCUCGCUCGAGAACGACCCGGGUUACCACACCCUGUUGUAUGACCCUAAUGCAACCCCGGGUUCAGAGUGGCAGACUUCUCAGAUAAAGCCAUCUGGUUUGUGCUUGUGCAUUGUCACAAUCAAGGCAUAGAUUGUGCCACGGUUUGAAAUAACAAUAUCGGGAUACAUUUUGAUAUUGGGCCAUAUGAUCAUAUAUCAGCCCGGAUAAAGCCAUCUGGUUUGUGCUUGUGCAUUGUCAUAAUCAAGACAUAGAUUGUGCUACGGUUUUAAAUAACAAUAUCGGUAUACAUAUUGAUAUUGGGCCAUAUGAUCACAUACCAGCCCAUAUUGGACGGUAUCAACUGAUAUUUUGAGAAAUAUUAUGGUUUUUCCAUUGCUUUGCUAGGCCCUUGGCUAAAAUGUUGUUGUUAAUGAUAGUUAGAGGUCUGUUUGGCUAAUUUAUCAGUAGGUUUUAGCUCUGUUGUAUUGCAUGGUCUUAAGGUUUUAAUUAAAUUUUGAGUUUCAGUUAGUUUUUUGUUGAUGAUUUCUAGUUAUUUGUCUUGUGCACAAGAACAUGUAUUGUGAUUUAUAAAUUUUCUGUUGUCUUC
Camellia sinensis is the source of this 2203-nucleotide messenger RNA. RefSeq names its product F-box/kelch-repeat protein At1g67480. Gene Ontology annotation, molecular function: protein binding. NCBI's taxonomy places the organism in Eukaryota, Viridiplantae, Streptophyta, Magnoliopsida, Ericales, Theaceae. The record is from RefSeq and is a predicted model, not a curated record.